This is a messenger RNA of Pygocentrus nattereri (red-bellied piranha), 7661 nucleotides long. It is a transcript of the gene rasgrf2b, whose product is annotated as Ras protein-specific guanine nucleotide-releasing factor 2b. The transcript has 28 exons. Gene Ontology annotation, molecular function: protein binding; guanyl-nucleotide exchange factor activity. The coding region runs from base 432 to 4265 and encodes 1277 amino acids. Gene Ontology annotation, biological process: positive regulation of GTPase activity; Ras protein signal transduction. Gene Ontology annotation, cellular component: plasma membrane. The record is from RefSeq and is a predicted model, not a curated record. NCBI's taxonomy places the organism in Eukaryota, Metazoa, Chordata, Actinopteri, Characiformes, Serrasalmidae.
UCUGUGCGCUAAAAAGGGGCGCUGUCUCUUUAAGACGCUGUCAAAUCCGCUUACAGCUCAUCUGCAACCGUGGUUCUGUUUCUCCGUCUGUCAGUGCGUUCAGGCUCGCUGGGGAAACAGACGCGCGGUUCCGUUUGGAGACGGUUUUCUGUUUCGGUGAGUCUGAAAGUUUUAGUCCGAGCCAAAAUGGACUGGACUGUAAACUCAUUCGGAUAAGUCGUCCCUGAAGUUGGGAGAAUGAGUUGAGUUGCGCGCGACGGUUCCUCUCAGCUCGCCAACUCCUCCGCGCGCGCACUGCUUCAGCUGCUGCCGCUACUGCUCGUCGCUCGCUCGUUUUUCUCUUACGCGCACACACCGGAGGGUGAGGAGGGUUAUGGUGAACGGGUGAAAACUGCCCCCUCACCUCCCCGGGAGUGAACGGAGACGGGAAAAUGCAGAAGAGCGUCCGCUACAAUGAGGGCCACGCUCUGUACCUGUCCGUGGUGGCGCGCAAGGAGGGCACCAAGCGCGGCUACCUCAGCAAGAAGACGACCGAGAACAGCCGCUGGCACGAGAAGUACUUCGCCCUCUACCAGAACGUGCUCUUCUACUUCGACACGGAGCAGAGCGCGCGCCCCUCCGGCAUCUAUCUGCUCGAGGGCUGCACGUGCGAGCGCGUCCCCGCGCCCAAGGUGUCCACCGGCGGCAAGGAGACCCUGGACAAGCUGCAAUACUUCCUCAUUGUGUUUGGCCAUGAUGGGCAGAAGCCUCUGGAGCUGCGCACUGAGGAGGAAUCGGAAUGUGACGAAUGGGUGGAGGUCAUCCAACAGGCCAGUUACUCUGACAUCAUCAUUGAGCGUGAAGUGCUCAUGCAAAAGUACAUCCACCUGGUACAGAUUGUGGAGACAGAGAAGGUGGCGGCCAAUCAACUGCGCACACAGCUGGAGGACCAGGACACGGAAAUUGAAAGACUCAAAGCAGAGAUCAUAGCAUUGAACAAAACCAAGGAGAGAAUGCGUCCUUACCAGGUGAACCAAGAGGAGGAGGAUCCAGAUAUCAAGAAAAUUAAAAAGGUUCAGAGUUUCAUGCGAGGCUGGUUGUGUCGAAGGAAAUGGAAGCUCAUCGUUCAGGACUACAUCUGUUCUCCCCAUGCUGAGAGCAUGAGGAAAAGGAACCAGAUUGUCUUCAACAUGGUGGAGGCCGAGACUGAAUACGUCCACCAACUCUCUAUUCUAGUCAACUGCUUCCUCAGGCCGCUCCGCAUGGCCGCCAGCUCGAAGAAACCUCCCAUCAGCCAUGAUGACGUCAGCAGCAUUUUCCUGAACAGUGAAACCAUCAUGUUUUUGCAUGAGAUAUUCCACCAAGGCUUGAAGGCAAGAAUAGCGAACUGGCCCACGUUGGUUUUAGCUGAUCUCUUUGACAUCCUGCUGCCCAUGCUGAACAUCUACCAGGAGUUUGUACGAAAUCACCAGUACAGCCUGCAGGUUCUAGCUAACUGUAAACAGAACAGGGACUUUGACAAGCUGCUGAAACAAUAUGAAUCCAAUGCUGCUUGUGAAGGAAGAAUGCUGGAGACCUUCCUCACAUACCCCAUGUUUCAGAUCCCACGAUAUAUCAUAACCCUCCAUGAACUUUUGGCCCAUACACCGCAUGAGCAUGUGGAGCGGAAGAGUCUGGAGUUUGCCAAGUCCAAGCUUGAAGAGCUCUCCAGAGUGAUGCAUGAUGAGGUGAGUGACACAGAGAACAUCCGCAAGAACCUGGCCAUUGAGCGCAUGAUUGUAGAGGGCUGUGACAUCCUGCUGGACACCAGUCAGACAUUUGUAAGACAAGGCUCUCUGAUCCAGUUGCCCUCAGUGGAGAGGGGAAAGCUCAGUAAGGUGCGGUUGGGAUCUCUCUCUCUGAAGAAGGAAGGAGAGAGACAGUGCUUCCUCUUCACCAAACACUUCCUUAUCUGCACACGCAGCUCAGGAGGCAAACUGCACCUGCUCAAACAAGGUGGUGUGCUGUCCCUGAUUGAGUGUACCCUCAUUGAGGAACCUGAUGCCAGUGAUGAAGACUCUAAAACCUCAGGGCAAGUGUUUGGCCACCUGGACUUCAAGAUUGUGGUGGAGCCUGCAGAUGCUCCUGCUUUCACAGUGGUUCUUCUGGCUCCAUCACGGCAGGAGAAAGCAGCCUGGACGAGUGAUAUCAGCCAGUGCAUUGAUAACAUCCGCUGCAAUGGCCUAAUGACCAGUGUGUUUGAGGAGAACUCUAAAGUGACUGUGCCUCACAUGAUAAAAUCCGAUGCGCGUCUCCAUAAAGAUGAUGUUGACAUUUGCUUCAGCAAGACGCUCAACUCCUGCAAGGUUCCCCAGAUCCGCUAUGCCAGCGUGGAGCGGCUGUUGGAAAGGCUGACUGAUCUGCGCUUCCUUUCCAUUGACUUCCUCAACACCUUCCUGCACACCUACCGCAUCUUCACCUCUGCCACUGUGGUCAUGGACAAGCUAGCAGACAUCUACAAAAAGCCUUUCACCUCCAUUCCUGUCAGGGUUCAGUACCACUCAUUUGACCGCUUGUCCAUCACAUCCAUCUGUCCUGACUACAGCUUGAAGAUCAGGAAGAUAGCCCUGGACCAAUCAAAGUCCUUGGAGCUUUUCUUUGCUACCAAUCAGAACAACCGCAAUAGCAGCAGCGGCGACCACCCCAAUGAUAAAUCUCCCCGGCUGUGCCGCAAGUUUUCCUCCCCUCCGCCCCUUUCCAUCCCAUCUCGCACCAACUCCCCUGUCCGUGCCCGCAAGCUCUCCCUCAACUCUCCUCUCAACUCCAGAGUGGGCGCCUUGGACCUGUCCACUAACCCCACCUCCUACUCAGCUGCCAGCAGCCCCACCUCCGCCAACCCUACCACCUCCCCCCCACCCUCCAUAAACCCCCGCUCCCCACUGGAUCUGAGCCGUGGUCAGAGCCCAUCCUCGCCUGAACAGAGUCCCGGUGCUCAAGAUGACAAUGCUGAUGCUCCCCGUAUAGAUGCCCUCUGUGGAAAACUGCGCCGCAGCAUCAGGAGAGCUGUGCUGGAGUCAGUCUCACUGGAUAAGUUUAUCCCUGAGUCUCCUCAAGGCAGUGAAGCCGGAGAUCUCUCUCCUUGUCGAUCACCCUCAACCCCACGGCACCUGCGCUACAGAGGGCCCGGAGUCCCGGCGGCAGAGAACUCACGCUGUUCAGUGUCUCCAGCCUCCGCGUUCGCCAUCGCCACAGCAGCGGCAGGCCACAGCAGCCCUCCAGUUUUCAGCAACUCGGAGAGGAUGUGUGACAAAGAGUUCAUCAUACGAAGGGCAGCCACUAAUCGGGUUCUGAAUGUCCUCCGCCACUGGGUCUCCAAACACUCCCAGGACUUUGAGCUGAACAGUGAAUUGAAGAUGGGUGUAAUUGGCCUUCUUGAGGAGGUGCUGAGAGAUCCAGACCUGCUCCCUCAGGAAAGAAAAGCCACUGCAAACAUACUAAAUGCCCUUUCUCAAGACGACCAGGAGGAUGCUCAGCUGAAGAUAGAGGACAUCCUGCAGAUGGCUGAAUGCCCAAAGGCAGAGUGCUUUGAAUCACUGUCAGCGAUGGAGCUAGCUGAACAGAUCACUCUCCUCGACCACAUCAUUUUCAGGAGCAUUCCUUAUGAGGAGUUUCUGGGCCAGGGCUGGAUGAAGAUGGACAAAACUGAGCGAACCCCCUAUAUCAUGAAGACUAGCCAGCAUUUCAAUGAUAUGAGUAACCUGGUAGCCUCUCAGAUUAUGAGCCACACAGACGUAGGCUCCAGGGCCAGCUCCAUAGAGAAAUGGGUGGCAGUGGCUGACAUUUGCCGCUGCUUGAACAAUUACAACGGUGUGCUGGAGAUUACCUCUGCCCUGAACCGCAGCGCCAUCUACAGGCUAAAGAAGACAUGGGCUAAAAUCAGCAAACAGACAAAAGCUCUCAUGGACAAGCUACAGAAGACAGUAUCAUCAGAGGGACGAUUUAAAAACCUGAGAGAAACCCUGAAAAACUGUAAUCCACCCUGUGUCCCAUAUCUGGGGAUGUACCUAACAGACUUGGCAUUUAUUGAGGAGGGAACCCCAAACUUUACUGAAGAGGGUCUGGUGAACUUCUCAAAGAUGAGAAUGAUAUCUCAUAUCAUUCGUGAGAUCAGACAGUUUCAGCAGACGCCCUACAGAAUAGAGCACCAACCGAAGGUUACUCAGUACCUGCUGGAUAAGGCCUUGAUCAUGGAUGAAGACACGCUGUACGACCUGUCUCUGAAGAUUGAGCCCCGGCUUCCUGCUUGAACCUCAGCUUCUGCAGCAGGCAGCCAUUUCCAAACGUGCUUCUCUUUCACAAGGACGUGGUUUCUGUCUCGCAUUUGGUGCCGGAGUUAGGACGUGGGAGGGGAGAGUUGCCAGUGUGGAGACCAAAGGGUGAAUGAGUGAUGAGAGGAGACAGAAAAGUCAUAAUUUUUUCAGCACUUCAAGUGAAAAUUUCCUCAGUUGAAGUUCCAAUGAAGUGAAGCUGAAUGAGACAUGAGCUAAGUGCACAGCCACUGUCUUGCAGGUCGAGGGUCAAGUGAGUGUUAAUGGUCAAAGCAAUGAACAGAGGAAUAUGUAACUAAGAGAAUGAAGAAUGUUGAUGUGAAAAGAAGAAAUGUAGCAUGUACAGUAGUAGAACUCUAUGCCAGAACUUACACAGUGUGUUGUGGUAAGGAUUUGCUGUAGAGGCUCAAGAUCUGUUCUCUAAUAGGUCAAUGAUGGUGACUUGGUGCAUGAACUAGACUGUGGGUUCUCUCCAUGUUUUUUUGCCUUCCUUAAGUUUGUCAUUAGCCAUUCCCAAUACAUUUGCCACAGGACAGUUACAGCAAACCAAAACAGAUUGUUAUUUUAAUGGGUGAGUUUGAAAAGAAUCCAGAAGUACAGUAGCUUUUUACAGAUUUCUCCAGUUAGAGAGGAUAUUUUAUGCAGAUUGCGCAGCUUAUUUUUCAUAAUGACCCCCCGAAUGUUAUUAUAAUAUUGAAAAGAUAAAGAAAAGGAAUUUAUGGAAAUUUGAAAAUUAUUAUUAUUAUUAUUAUUAUUAAAUGCUUAUAAGGUGCCUUUUUGCCAGUAUAUGAAAAAAAAAUGUUGUUGAUGCAACAGUCGUUACAUAGGAUAUUUAGUCAUUGUAGCAAACUGAUGUCCAAUUAUAUUAAAAUGUAUCUUCAGAAAUAUUUAUUCCAGCACUCUAGUCUUGGCUUGCAAAGUGUAAGCCAGUUAAAUUUGAAGAUACACAGAUACCUGACAAAGUAAAGGAAAAACCAACAUAACCUAGUAAGUUAUUGGGCCACUACAACCCACCAGAACAGCUUGCACCUUGGAAUAAAUUUUACAAGUCUCUGUAAUUGUACUGGAGGUAUGGAACACCAUUUUUCCUGAAGAUACUUCCAAAAUUGAUCUUUUGAUGAUAAUGGUAGAGCGCACGCUCUAACACAUCAGUUAAAAAUCUCCCAUAUAGGUCGAAGGACACGGCAUGAUUUACCUCAUUUUCAUAUUUACCAAACCCUUCAGUGACCUCUCAUGCCCUGUGGCUAGUACAUUAUCAUCCAAGAUGAGAUCUCUUCCAUCAGAAUAGAAUAGUUUCAUCAUCAUCAGAAUAUCUUUGUAUAGCUUUGCAGUGACCUUUCUGUCUAAAGGGACAAGUGGAACCAAACAAUGCCUGCAAAAUGCCCCCACAGCAUAACAGAGCCAGCGGACACCCUUCACUGUAGGUCUCAAUCAUUCAGCCUAUACAGAUGUCUUGGUGUAUGCCACACAUGCACUUGCCCCCUUGUGGAGCAUUGAAUGUGCACUUUCAGCCACAAUUUCAGCCCUGUUUACUGAUGUCUCUCCAAUAGAUCUAAAUAUAGAUGUCAUUUUAGUGUUUAACAGUCUUUUCCAAAGUCCAAAACUUACUGCUGUGCUACACAUACUAUACUAAUGAAUGCAUUUCUAAUGUUCUCAUGGUAGUGUACUCUUUUUGACAUUGUAUUUAAUGUGGUAGUAUGUAGUUUGGUAACUUAAGCUUCUGCCAUUAGUGCCCCAAUAAUGAACCCUUUUUCACAGGGCGGUCGUGGGCUGGAGGUUAGGGAACUGGCCCUGUGACCCGGAGGGUUGCCAGUUCAUGACUGCACAUGCCCAGCGCUGACAGUACAUGACUGAGGUGUCCUUGAGCAAGACACCUAAACCCCAACUGCUCCCUGGGUGCUGUGGAUAGGGCUGCCCACCGCUCUGGGCAACUGCCCCCUAGUGUGUGUGUGUGUGUGCGCGCUCACUGGUGUGUAAUGUGGUGUUUCACUUCACGGAUGAGUUAAAUGUGGAGGUGAAAAUUCCCUGUUGUGGGACUAAUAAGUAUCACUUAACUUUUCAUUAUGUCGCUUCCUGACAACACGAUCCAAAAUCAAGGUCACCAUGGUAGGAUGCUAAGUGCAUAUUUGUACCAGUACACAGUAAACAGUGCAAUGUUGCUUUGUUGCUCCAGUCAUUUAUUCUGGUUUUUCCUUUAAUUUGUUACCCAUCUGUAUGUUAUUGUCAGCAAGGUAUGUCCAUCAAAAAGUAAAAAAAAAACUUACACUUUACAGAAAAUUAUUGAAAAAUAUGUUUAAAGUAGGGUCAGCGUGUAGCAGUGAACACAAGCAAUGCUUAGGUCAUAUUUUGCACUUAUAAAGUAUCAGAGCUAAUACCAUGUUGAAAGUCAGUGAUCCAAGGACGUACCUUUGGCUUACUGGUGAACAUGUUUCUAAAUGCAGGAUGGACGCUGAGUGUUCUGCAAGCCACCUGCUCAGUGUAACUGGUUGACUCCUUACACUACAGUAUAAGCUCAAACCUUUCUAUCAGUUUGCAUGUGACAGACCAUGUUUGCAUGCUGGAAAACUACAUUGCGAGAGAUGUUUUUUUGUGUUGAUGUUUCAUAGCUGCUGUAUAGUCUCUUUUUUUCUCAAAACCUCAACAGAAUGAUUGAUUUUUCAUUGGACUGCACUUUUUUCCACUCCUAGGGGCAUGAAAGCUGGAAUUUGAUAUGCAUAUUGUUGGCAGAGAACUGUCAAAACUGGCCAUAAAUAUAUAUCUACCACUGUGCUGUAUGAAGACAACGAUCAUUUUGUCUGACAACUUUUUUUGGCUAGGUUUAUUUCUCCUCUUAGUGUGGAUGUAUACAUUAAAGGCAGUGGGUUGUGGGUUAAGGUGGGAGCAGGUCCGCAAUGGGUGGGUUGCACUUUCAGCAAUGUAGCGUUGCUUACCUGAGUGUUUAAUAGUAGUAUUUAUUUCUUGAUGUAUUUAUUUGACCCUUUUCUGUAUAUAAUAUGUCAUUUAUGGGUUUAUGUUGUGGUGAUUUUUUAAAAAAUGUAAUACUUUGGUUUGGCAAGCACUUCUAGUGUACUGUUCCACUUUGCAAACUAGGCAAAAGAAAUGUAGCAUAUCAGAUUAAUUUUCAGUCCCUUUGUUUUUUUUUUUUUUUUUUUUUAUGAAUUCAGUGUCCUGUAGUAACGUGCACAGAGCAUUGCUGUUGUGCGCUGCAUGUUGGUGCAUGUCCAAGCAGGAUUCCUCAUGUGAAAUGCUUUUUGUAUGAUGUUGAUACGAUUUGUCCUCUUGCUAUAUAUUUAUUUUUUGCUUACUGGUUCUUUCAGAGAAUGUAUAGCUUCAGCACUCUAUGCUUUCAUUUCAAAUAAAAAUGAAUAAGUGAGU